This is a messenger RNA of Lingula anatina, 3332 nucleotides long. RefSeq names its product forkhead box protein K2. NCBI's taxonomy places the organism in Eukaryota, Metazoa, Brachiopoda, Lingulata, Lingulida, Lingulidae. Gene Ontology annotation, molecular function: protein binding; RNA polymerase II cis-regulatory region sequence-specific DNA binding; DNA-binding transcription factor activity, RNA polymerase II-specific. The record is from RefSeq and is a predicted model, not a curated record. Gene Ontology annotation, biological process: regulation of transcription by RNA polymerase II.
UGUAAACACCCGGGAACAGGGUAAGUUGUUUUGCUUCGCAAGCGGCCAUUUUGUGGCGUGUUUUCUCUCGCUAUGUCCACGUUGCAAAAGCCUACGGACCACGACGCAUGGGCCUUGCUGGCCCUUCGGUCAGCACCAGCAAGUCCAUCAAGAAUGCGAUGGAGCCCUGGGCCUCAUGGAACUGCUAUCGCGCGAUUAGAAGGCAGAGACUUCGAAUUUUUGAUGCGUCAAAAUCGCAUCUCGAUCGGUCGCAAUAGUAGCAAAGGGGAAGUGGAUGUAAACAUGGGUCAUUCAAGCUUUAUAUCCAGAGUUCACUUGGAAAUAUUUUUUGACGAUUCUAAUUUCUUCAUGGUGUGUAAUGGGAAGAAUGGUGUCUUUGUGGAUGGAGUGUUUCAGAGAAAGGGAGCACCGCCUCUUCAGCUCCCGAAAACGUGUGUUAUUCGGUUCCCCAGCACCAACAUCAAGAUCAUGUUCCAGUCAUUGGUUGAUGACAGCCUGCCUGCAGAACAAAUUCGCCUUCCUAGCCCACCAAAGCCCAACCCCAUGCCCCCACUGAAGAUAAACAUUCCAGAAAAUGAUGCUAACUUCAAUAGUCCCUGCCCCUCACCUACAGCAACAAUAAGUGCUGCAAACUCCUGUCCAACCAGUCCACGUGGUGGUACAAGUCAUCGCCUUAGUUUUGUGCCAGACCUCCAGAUGGCAGCUGCGUAUGCAGCAGCUCAUCCAAGAGAAGACAAGGACAAUGGAAGCAGUAGUAGCAUCCCACCCCCACCAGUCAGCAGUGGUAGUGGCAGCCCUAGAGAUGAAUCUAAACCUCCAUACUCAUAUGCUCAGCUUAUUGUUCAGGCAAUCACGUCGGCCCCAGACAAGCAGUUAACCUUGAGUGGCAUCUAUGCCUAUAUAACAAAGAAUUAUCCAUAUUAUAGAACAGCAGAUAAAGGAUGGCAGAAUUCCAUAAGGCAUAAUCUUUCCUUGAACCGAUAUUUUGUAAAAGUUCCUCGGUCACAAGAGGAGCCUGGGAAAGGAUCCUUCUGGAGAAUCGACUUGGCGUCUGAGGCCAAGCUUACUGAACAAGCCUUUCGUAAAAGGCGACAACGGGGCGUGCCCUGCUUUAGAACACCUUUUGGAGGACUGUCUACCAGGUCUGCCCCUGCUUCCCCCAGCCAUGUUAGCGGUACUUACACUCCAGACAGUUUAUCUAGAGAAAGUAGCCCUAUACCAGAAGGGAGUAGCGAGUCCACGGAAACACCUCCACCAGCUAAUCCUACUGCUAACCAGACAGUUCUGACGCUAUCACAACAAAUCAGAUACACACAGUCUGCACCAGGUUCACCAGCUGGAACGCCAAGGGUUAUGUCUCCUAUGAACUUUGCUGUCCCCCCACAGACAGUAAGCAGUGCUGUACAUCAGCUGCCGACAGUGAUCACAAAGCCCAAAGUGUACAUAUCACAACCAGCUCACUCUGCAGCAGUUUCAAGUACAACUAAUGGACCACUUAUGGCUAAUGGAACACAUCAUGAUGUCAAAAAAGAAGUAGUGACUGUUGUGACUCCUGGUCAGUCACAACAGCAGACGUCACAGAUGAUAAGACAAAUGGUCAGCAACCAACAGGGAAUUCAACCUUCGAACAUUGGGAUGACGCCAGUGAAUGCUGCUGGUCAGCAGCAGCAUGUGUCAUUCCCUGGGUCUGUGUCCUCUACCUCCCAGUCCAGGAUAUCCCCUUUUCAACCCCCGAGUCACCCUCCCAGUCAAUCUACAGCACCACAGUAUCAGCAACCUACAGCCCCUUUGCAGCAACCUCUGAUAAGCAGUGGCAGCGCGUCAGCUAUGGGGCAGGUGCCUGUGUCCACAGCAUUUGUGAAGAGAGCCCUGGAUGUAGAUUCAAGUGGGAGAUCUGAACCAGAAUCAAGUUCAGAGGCAAAGAAAGCAAAAGUUGAACAAGACGAAAAUAAAAACUGAGGUUUGCAGCAGGCCCUAUUUUAUUGAAAUUGAUGUGGAAGUCUUAUGGAAUCCAAUGCCAUUCCAGUUGUGACAAGAUGUGGACACACCUCCUCAUGAGCAGUGUUAGUGGACAGUACAGACAGUGUUGUGUAUGCCAGCAAGUGUCCUACUUAAUUCUAGCUUCAGCUUCUGUACAGUUUAUAGAAUUACAAAAGUGCUCAGAAUCAAAUAAUUGAAAACUGUUGCUAAGGACAAUGUACUCUCUGAACAGAGAUCAAUAUUCACAUAUACAUGAACUCUGAUGGUCCCCCUUCCAGUUUGCUCUGUUUGGUUUUAUCAAAAUUCAGCAGCUCAAUUACUGUCUUUGUUAUGUAUGCCUGCAUAAGAACAACAUUUUGUUUGAAUUUUCUUGCGCUAUGUGUAAACAACUAUACCAAAGAAAGGUCAGUUUCAGUUACCCUAAGUUGUACUAGGUGUCCUGGAUAUGGAAAGUGUAGUUGCUCUGGCAUAAAGGGAGGCUGGACAAAGAUGGGGGUAGUCAAGUCCCUGAUCAAAGCAUACAGCAGAGUGAACAUGUGCGUGUGUAAGAAAAGAAGUGUAGUUGUUUUGUACAAGUCAGUCAUUGCCAAGCUUAGUUGUGUAGAUGGAUACUGUGUUGGUGAAGUGUGUCUGAGAACUGGACAGAUCAGAGGAGAUGGUGUUAGGUAGAGGAAUAAUUGUUGCAAAGUAACAAAAAUUGGGAUAAUUGAUAUGAGGGGGAAUGGCAAAAUGUACCACCUGUACAUGAAGGGAGGGAAUAGAAAUGUUUGUACAUUGCAAAUGAUUUAGUUAGAAGCAGUUUAACUGUAUGCACAAUAUAACCCUGGAAUGUAUCUUUUACUUGUACAAAUCUUAUACCAACAAUGCUUGUUUUAUACAAAAUACAAUGAUGCAUUUUUAGAAUGUUAAUGUAUCCUUUUUAUGAUGUUUAACCAAGUCUGGAAAUUGGUCGGUUUAUGCAGAAGAGAUUAUAAUGUAUUGUUAUUAUUCUCCUGGUUUGAUGGGACUGUGCAAACUUAUUGGUAGUGUGAGUAUAAAUAACAGUAUUAUUGAAAUUUCUUGAAACAAAACAUUUCAGAAAAACAAGAUCCCUAUGAUGUAGAAUGUCUUUUAAGACUUGAAUGUGGAAACAUUUUUUUGAACAAGAAGGGAUAACAUUGUUAUGAAUAUACAUUUAAUGUAGUGGUAUGGUGGUGUAAAGCAUGUUGCUAACCUGCUGUCAUACAGUGGCAUAAAGGAUUUGUUGUACAGUUUAUACCCUGUUACUGUAUGUCAUUAAUUUCAGUGAAUAUUUCAUGAUAACAAGGCCUGUUCAAUGUUUAUUAUAUAAAAAAUAAAAAUAACCCAAAGUG